Molecule: messenger RNA, 2802 nt
Organism: Mangifera indica (mango)
Lineage: Eukaryota; Viridiplantae; Streptophyta; Magnoliopsida; Sapindales; Anacardiaceae
Product: E3 UFM1-protein ligase 1 homolog
Exons: 20
Coding region: 84-2492 (802 amino acids)
Biological process (GO): protein K69-linked ufmylation; regulation of proteasomal ubiquitin-dependent protein catabolic process; response to endoplasmic reticulum stress
Cellular component (GO): endoplasmic reticulum membrane
Molecular function (GO): UFM1 ligase activity
Source: RefSeq, a predicted model, not a curated record
AGCUGUCAUCCGGCCUAAAUAAAAAACUGGGAGACCCUUCUAUUUUUCCUUGAGAAACACUUGUGUGAUCGAAACAACGAACGAUGGACGAUGAAUUGCUGGAACUGCAGAGGCAAUUCGAGUCAGCUCAACAAGCGAAAUCGAGCAUCCGAUUAUCGGAGCGAAAUGUCGUCGAGUUAGUCCAAAAGCUUCACGAACUUCACAUCAUCGAUUUCGACCUUCUCCACACCGUCUCUGGCAAGGAAUACAUCACUCCUGAACAAUUGAGGAAUGAAAUUGGGGCAGAGGUCAAGAAAUUAGGGCGUGUUUCCUUGAUUGAUCUUGCAGACAUUACCGGUGUUGAUUUAUACCACGUUGAGAAACAAGCUGAACACAUGGUUUCUAGUGAUCCAGAGCUCAUGUUGAUUCAAGGAGAAAUAAUAUCUCAAUCAUAUUGGGACUCUGUAGCUGAAGAAAUCAAUGAGAGGCUUCAGGAGUGUAGUCAACUUGCUUUGGCAGAACUCGCGGCACAGUUGCAAGUCGGCUCUGAGUUGGUGGCAUCUAUGUUGGAGCCUCGUCUUGGGUCAAUGGUGAAAGGUAGGCUUGAAGGUGGGCAGUUGUAUACUCCAGCCUAUGUUGCACGUGUUGGUGCCAUGGUUCGUGGUGCUGCAAGGGGAAUCACAGUUCCAACAAAUUUGUCAGCGUUAUGGAGCACCUUACAGAAGCUUUUGCAAGAAAUGGAUGGAGCAACUGGCGUGGCUGUUGAAGGUUCUUUUUUCCAGUCUUUGUUUAAUGCAGUGGUUAAGGAAGGCGAGGUGCUGGGAUCACUUCGUGCAGGAGCUCAUUGGACUCCAAGUGUUUUUGCUAUUGCCCAAAGGGAAUGUGUAGAUUCUUUCUUUUCACAGAAUUCUUUCAUCAGCUAUGAAGCUUUGAACAAACUUGGGAUUUCACAGCCUGUCCAGUUCUUGCAGUCCAGGUACCCUGAAGGUACACCUUUGGUUACAGCAUUUGUUCACCCGUCAAUGAUUGGGAUGUUGGAUUCUGCUAUAGAGGAUGCUCUUGAGCGGGGUAGCUGGAUUGAUUCUCUUUCUGUAUUACCCCCAUCCUUUGGACUGCAAGAUGCAUCUAAGAUUUUGUCUCUUUGUCCAUCUAUUCAGUUGGCUCUCAAGGCUAAUAAAGUGCUCAUCCUGGGGAAAGUCUAUGUUCUUAGCAAUGCUUUUGUCAAGAAUAUCUAUGAUCGCGUGGAAAAAGAGAUGGAAGUUUUCAGUCGUUCAGGGUCUUCUGGUAUCAUGCUGAGUGAUGAUUCAAGAGGGUCUACUGAGUCAAAUGAAGCUAGUAGUGAGAGUGGUCAUAAAAUUGUGGCGGAGAAAGGAUCAAAGAAGAAAAAGGGAAAAUCCUCAGGCAAUGCAAAAUCAGGUUCAGCUGAAACUGGUGUGGACCAGGAUUACAUCCCUACAAAAUCUAAGAAAAACCAGAGGAGAGGCAAGGAUACAUCUUUAUCACAAGUGUCAGAUAGGAAAGACUCAGUUAAAGUGCAAGAGAAUGAUCUUAAUUUUCCUUCAGAAGAGUGGGUAAUACAAAAGAUUAUGAUGCUGAAUCCUGAUUUUGAAGAACAAGGAAUAGAUGAUCCUCAGACAAUUCUCCGGCCUUUAGCAAACCAUAUGAGACCUACGCUAAUCAAUUAUUUGAAGGAAAGAAGAAAGGCGUUGUUUACUGAAAAUGCAGAGAGAAUGAAGCGCCUACACGAAAAUUUGCAAAAGAAACUUGAUGAGUCUUUCUUAAGCAUGCAGCUGUAUGAAAGGGCAUUAGAAUUGUUUGAAGAUGACCAAUCAACUUCAGUUAUAUUGCAUCGACACUUGUUGAGAACAACUGCUACUGCUAGUGUGGAUACCCUCUUUCUUAACCUGGACAUGCACAAUAAAUUGAAGAAUGGUAUUGAAGUUGAGGAAUCCCAACAUUCAGAAUCUGUUUCACUAAGUUCAGGAGAAAGAACCUCUCUUGCCAAGAGUUUUCCACGGUCACUUUCAAAGAAGGCUCUUGAUGUCCUUGAAUCUGUGGAAGGGAAGCGAGUGGAAGCAUUUAUGAGUGCAUUUAGAGAGAUAGCAGAGGAGAGUGGAUUUCCCUUGAAAAAGCUUGACAAGAAAUUGGAGAGAACAUUGCUGCAUUCAUAUCGAAAGGAUUUAAUAUCUCAAGUUUCUUCCGAGACUGACCUGAUUUCACUUCUGCCAAAAGUUGUAUCGCUGCUUUAUAUACAGGUUUACAAUAAAGCUCUUCAAGCCCCUGGAAGGGCCAUUUCUGUUGCUGUUUCUCGAUUGAAGGAUAAACUAGAUGAUUCAGCAUAUAAGAUUUUGACAGAUUACCAAUCUGCGACAGUGACCCUUUUGGCACUAAUGUCAGCAGCAAGUGGUGAUGAGGAAGAUUGUUCAUCUGAUAGAAUUUUGAGUAAAAGAGAGCUUCUGGAGGAACUAAUGCCAGCACUGAAAGGCAUAGUUUUGGGCACCUCACAAUCUUGAGCUGGCUUGGCAAUAAAUUUAGGUAGGGGAAGCUGGCCAUAUUAUAUUUUAUGUCUUUGAUUGCAAAUAAAAGGAAUGCGUGAGGAUGUUUAGGUUCGAAUGUAACUCAUCUUACCUUUUUUCUUUUUAUCAACCCGAGAAGCAGUAUUGGAUUGUGUUUGAAGCUGAUUCCAAAUGGAGUUUUUCCUUUUGUUUCAGCUUUUAUUAGUUUAUAAGAAUAGAAUAUAAAGUCGUAGUGGUCAUUCCCUGUAUAGUGCACAGAAGAAUUAAGCUAAACAUUAUAUUCAGCUGCAGAGGUUAUUUACAUACA